AUGGUGCGGGUGUGCACUUUUGAAGGUUGCAAAACUAGCGCACGCUUCAACCAUGUUGGAGAGAAAAAAGGAAAGUUCUGUAGCAAGCACAAGGAGGCAGGCAUGAUAGACAUCGUGCACCCACACUGCAAGGUGGACGGGUGUACCACGCUAGCUUCAUUCAAUAUCUCAGGACAGUCCAGAGGAGAAUUCUGCAGUCAGCACAAACUGGUGCAGAACACUUCACUACCAAGACUUUCUGCUUGCCUGACCAGAAACAGUGUCUUUAAUUUGCAUCGGAGCUAUUUGAGCGAAUCAUUGCAUGAAGGUAUGGUCAACGUGAAGCACAGGCAGUGUGCAGAGCCGGGAUGCAGCACACGACCAGCAUUCAACUGGAAGGGCGAGGAGAAAGGCCAGUUCUGCAACAAGCACAAGGAGAAGGGGAUGGUCAAUGUGGACCGGAAGGAGCCACGGCCUGGGCCAGGGGCCAAACAGCCUUUUGCACCUGCACUGGAACGCACACCGCCACUGAUGCAUGGCCUCAUAGGGAUUUCCAAUAAAGAUGAAGGGGAGGAGGGUUCAGAGGCGCCCAGGAAACGAGGGAAGGCAUCGCAUCCAAUGCAGACAGGGGCGCCGGGGGAGCAGCAGCAGCAGCAGCAGCAGCAACAGCAGCAUCCAGACUACGAGAACGUGGCUCGCCUUGCUCAGCUGCCAGACAUGGCGACACUGGCGUCAGCGGACGCGAAUGGAUUUGUGGGGAUGCAUGCUUUGCCCUACGCACACCUGGCGCAGAGCUAUGCUGCUGUCCAGAGCAUACCCCUGGUGGGGGACCAAACCCACAGCCUGGGUCUCCCCCACCAAAUCGGGGGGCACCUGCAGCAGCACCAGCUGGAGAACAACGCUGCAGUGCCCCACUCGCAUGGGGUUGUGACCGUUGCAGACAUGUCACAGGAGAGAAGCCCUGUAGUUCAUUGCUCGGAUCCGAGAUUACCCUUUGGUGAUCUGGAUGCCUACCAUUCCCGAGCACCUAUGCAGGCUGGUGUGUCGCAGGGCAAGCCCAGCUUUGCGGUAGCUUCACCGUCUGGCACACUAGGCCACGUCAUGUUGUCGCACGUGAUAAAAUUCGCGCGUGAGGUGAUGCACCCGCCGGCGCCGGGCCUGUCGGAGGACGUGCACGCCAAGCUGUGCAGGUACAUAGACCUGUUCACGGUGUGGGAUGAGAGCAAGCGGGUGGAGCAAUAUUCCAUGCUGCACUUCGACUGGUCAGUCGCCAAGGACAACAAGGUCCAGACUGUUUGUGGCAAGUGGUGGCAAGUCAUGUGA
Coccomyxa subellipsoidea C-169 is the source of this 1302-nucleotide messenger RNA. RefSeq lists its product as hypothetical. The coding region runs from base 1 to 1302 and encodes 433 amino acids. The transcript has 11 exons. Lineage: Eukaryota; Viridiplantae; Chlorophyta; Trebouxiophyceae; Coccomyxaceae. The record is from RefSeq and is a predicted model, not a curated record.